Messenger RNA from Vollenhovia emeryi, 4245 nucleotides. It is a transcript of the gene alphaCOP, whose product is annotated as coatomer subunit alpha. Lineage: Eukaryota; Metazoa; Arthropoda; Insecta; Hymenoptera; Formicidae. The record is from RefSeq and is a predicted model, not a curated record. Gene Ontology annotation, cellular component: COPI vesicle coat. Bases 154 to 3783 code for a protein of 1209 amino acids. The transcript is spliced from 6 exons. Gene Ontology annotation, biological process: endoplasmic reticulum to Golgi vesicle-mediated transport; intra-Golgi vesicle-mediated transport; retrograde vesicle-mediated transport, Golgi to endoplasmic reticulum. Gene Ontology annotation, molecular function: protein binding; structural molecule activity.
AGUCGCGUCUACGUGCCGCAUCGGUGAAUCGCAGUUCGUGGUUGCGUAGUGACGUGUCUCUUCCGUCGUGUCAAAAAGUUUGAAGAAUUUCGAGAGGGUGAUGUUUAAUUAGUAUUGCGUGGUAUUGUGUCACGCGCUGAGAAAUUCGCCAAGAUGCUGACGAAGUUUGAGACCAAGUCCGCGCGAGUGAAGGGCUUGUCCUUUCACCCGAAACGUCCCUGGGUGCUCGCGAGUUUACACAAUGGCGUUAUCCAGCUGUGGGAUUACCGUAUGUGCGCCCUGCUCGACAAAUUCGACGAGCACGACGGGCCCGUUCGAGGCAUAUGCUUCCACAAUCAGCAGCCGCUGUUUGUCUCCGGCGGCGACGACUACAAGAUCAAAGUUUGGAACUACAAGCAACGGAGAUGCAUCUUCACCCUGCUGGGUCACCUGGAUUACAUAAGGACCACGAUGUUCCAUCAGGAAUAUCCCUGGAUCCUCAGUGCCUCGGACGAUCAGACUAUUCGUAUCUGGAACUGGCAGAGCCGCACCUGCAUCUGCGUGCUGACCGGGCACAAUCAUUACGUGAUGUGUGCCCAGUUUCAUCCCACGGAGGACAUCAUCGUGUCGGCCUCGUUGGACCAAACGGUCCGCGUUUGGGACAUUUCCGGAUUGCGCAAGAAGAACGUGGCGCCGGGCCCGGGAGGUCUCGAGGAUCACCUGAAGAAUCCGGGGGCGACCGAUUUAUUCGGCCAGGCCGAUGCGGUAGUCAAGUAUGUCCUGGAAGGUCACGACAGAGGCGUAAACUGGGCAUGCUUUCACGGGACGUUACCUCUCAUUGUCUCCGGAGCUGACGACCGGCAGAUAAAAAUGUGGCGUAUGAACGACGCCAAGGCUUGGGAAGUGGACACGUGUCGCGGCCAUUACAACAACGUGUCCUGCGUGCUGUUUCAUCCGCGGCAGGACCUCAUUCUCUCCAAUUCGGAGGACAAGAGCAUCAGAGUCUGGGACAUGACGAAGCGCACGUGCCUGCACACGUUCAGGCGGGAACACGAGAGAUUCUGGGUGCUCGCCGCGCAUCCGACGCUCAAUCUCUUCGCUGCCGGCCACGAUUCCGGAAUGAUCAUUUUCAAACUCGAGCGAGAACGCCCCGCGUACGCGGUUUACGGGAACGUUCUGUAUUACGUGAAGGACCGUUUCCUGCGGAAGCUGGACUUCAGCACGUCGAAGGACACGUCGGUGAUGCAGAUACGCGGCGGAGGGAAAACACCGCCCUACAGCAUGUCGUACAAUCAGGCGGAGAAUAGCGUUUUAAUAUGCACAAGAUCGCCCUCGAAUAUCGAGAACAGUACUUACGAUUUGUACAUGAUACCGCGCGAGGGAGACUCGAGCACGGACGCCGAUACGAAACGAGCAUCCGGUGUUACUGCCAUUUGGGUCGCGAGAAAUCGAUUCGCUGUACUGGAUCGAGCAUACUCUUUGGUUAUUAAGAACCUGAAGAACGAGGUGACGAAAAAAGUGCAAAUUCCAAAUUGCGACGAGAUAUUUUACGCCGGCACUGGCAUGUUGCUUCUGCGCGAUCCGGAACAGGUAACGCUGUUCGACGUACAGCAGAAGAGAACUUUGGCAGAGGAGAAAAUUGCCAAGUGCAGAUACGUCGUGUGGUCCAGCGACAUGUCCCACGUCGCACUGCUGGCCAAGCACACCGUCAAUAUUUGCAAUCGUCGGCUGGACUCUCUCUGUUGCAUACACGAAAACACCAGAGUGAAGUCCGGCGCCUGGGACGAUUCCGGCGUGUUCAUUUACACGACCAGCAAUCACAUUAAAUACGCGAUCAGCAACGGCGAUUACGGCAUCAUUCGCACGCUAGAUUUACCGAUAUACGUGACGAGAGUGAAAGGUAAUCAAGUUUACUGCCUGGACCGAGAGUGCAAGCCGAGGAUCCUCCGAAUUGAUCCGACGGAGUACAAAUUCAAGCUCGCGCUGAUCAACAGGAAAUACGAGGAAGUUUUGCACAUGGUUCGCAACGCGAAUCUCGUUGGCCAAUCGAUUAUAGCGUACCUGCAGCAGAAGGGAUAUCCAGAAGUGGCGCUUCACUUCGUGAAAGACGAAAAGACCAGAUUCGGCCUCGCGCUCGAAUGUGGAAAUAUCGAAGUCGCGCUGGAGGCGGCGAGGUUGCUCGAUCAGAAGUCGUGCUGGGAGAGCUUGGCGCAAACCGCUUUGCUGCAAGGCAAUCACCAGGUCGUGGAGAUGUGCUAUCAGAGGACCAAGAACUUCGAGAAGCUGGCUUUCCUCUAUCUGAUAACCGGCAACCUAGAGAAGCUACGUAAAAUGAUAAAAAUCGCGGAGAUUCGGAAAGAUGUGUCCGGGCAGUAUCAAGGAAGCUUGCUUCUUGGAGACAUCUACGAACGGGCUAAGAUUUUGCGGAGCUCUGGACAAGCAUCGUUGGCGUACGUUACUGAAAAGAUUCACGGGAUAUCGAACGAAGACGACGACGGCGAGUACGAGUCGAUGAGCGAGGAACUAUCUGCGUUGGAAAAAGGCGCCGCGUAUCUCCGUCCGCCCGUACCUAUUCAGCAAGCCGAGAACAACUGGCCGCUGCUGACCGUAUCGAAAGGCUUCUUCGAAGGCGCGAUGAUGUCUCGCAGCAGGACUCAAGUGGCCGCCGCUCUCGCCCUGGAAGACAACGGCGAAGCGACGCCCGAGGGAUGGGGCAAUGACGAGGAGCUCGGCAUAGACGACGAGGAAGGCGUGGACGCGGAAAUCGCGCCGGAAGGCGAAGAGAAUCCCGGAUGGGACGUCGAGGACGUCGAACUUCCGCCGGAACUCGAAGCCGCGGCGACCUCCGACGAAGGCAACAACUACGAGUGUCUACCUACUAAAGGAGUUUCGCCGCCGCAGCAUUGGGUCAAUAAUUCUAAAUUGGUGGUCGACCAUAUAUUGGCUGGGUCGUUCGAGUCCGCUUUUAGACUGUUGAAUAAUCAGGUGGGAGUGGUGGAGUUCGGGCCGUAUGAAUCUCUGUUUUUAAAUACAUACGCCCGCUCCAGGACGUCCCACGCGUGUCUACCUAACAUACCGUCGUUAUAUGGAUAUCCCCAAAGAAAUUGGAAGGAUUCUAGUUGGAAGGAUGCCGCGUCGAAGACGGGUUUACCCGCGGUGGGGUUGCACCUUGCCGAGCUAGUUCAGCGUCUUCAAGUGUGCUAUCAAUUGACGACCAAUGGCAAGUUUGCCAAGGCGGUAGAGAAGCUGCAGAGUAUAUUGCUGAGUGUGCCGUUACUCGUUGUCGACACCAAGCAAGACAUCGCGGAGGCUCAGCAGCUGAUUCAGAUUUGUCGCGAGUAUAUCCUGGGUCUGAAGAUGGAGACCGAGCGUAAAAGUUUGCCGAGGGCCACGUUAGCGGAGCAGAAGAGGAUUUGCGAGAUGGCGGCUUACUUUACGCACUGUAAUCUGCAACCCGUACAUCAGAUUCUCACUCUUCAAGUAGCCGUGAAUUUGUUCUACAAACUGAAGAAUUACAAGACCGCCGCGUCGUUCGCGAGAAGAUUACUCGAGCUCGGACCAAAUCCAGAACUGGCACAAAAAAUUCGGGUCCUAUUGCAGUCUUGUGACAAGAAUCCUGUCGACGAGCAUAAAUUAGUGUACGACGAGCACAAUCCGUUUUCAUUGUGCGCGAGCACGUUUGCACCAAUUUACAAAGGAAAACCAGAGGUGAAGUGUCCCUUAUGCGGCGCCAGUUAUAAUCCACAGUUUAAAGAUACAGUAUGCAAAAUAUGCGAAGUCGCUUUGAUAGGCAAAGAACAUUAAUAUCCCAUUUAUAUUGUUAUCAAUUUGUGAAUUUUCAGUCAGUCGGAGAGAGUGAAAGAUUAAUACGGUUUUCCUUAAUUUUAGGAUGUUGAAUAUACAAUUGUAAUUUAAAUAAUUUUAAAUUAGAGAUGUAAGUAAAUAAGCAAAACAUAUUUCUAGCUUCACCCCAAAAGUAGUUGUACUUUAGCAUUCCGUGAAAAGAGUAGAAGUGAAUCUUGACAUACAUGAAAUCAAAUGUCCAUUCAUUGAAUGCAUGUGACAAUUUCCUUUGUAUAUUUCUAUUGUUUUUAUUUUAAUUUACAGCAUCUAUUUUGCUUUAUAUAAAAACUGUUAAAAAUGAACAUUAAAUUUAAUAAACAUGGCGACGACAAAUAUCUUAAACUAGGAUGAUUUAUAUGAAAAAUAACGAUAUAUUUAUGUAAGUACAUUGUUUACAAAUAAAAUCCUACAAAUUCCUAUUGA